Molecule: messenger RNA, 1524 nt
Organism: Aureobasidium pullulans EXF-150
Lineage: Eukaryota; Fungi; Ascomycota; Dothideomycetes; Dothideales; Saccotheciaceae
Product: DNA primase large subunit
Exons: 2
Coding region: 1-1524 (507 amino acids)
Biological process (GO): DNA replication, synthesis of primer
Cellular component (GO): alpha DNA polymerase:primase complex
Source: RefSeq, a predicted model, not a curated record
AUGUUGGCAGCUCGACCUGUUGCAAGACUCGACAACAAGCGGAGAGCGGUGCUGGAUCCUCGCAAGAGGCAAUUCGCAAAGUCACAAUGGCAGGAGCAGAGUUACGAGCAUGCCAUGAACUUCUACAACAUACCGCCGACGGGUGACAUUGCUCUUGAAGAGUUUGAGGAGUGGGGCAUUGCAAGACUGAAGGUCCUGGCCGAACUCGAAUCAUGCCAAUUCCGCAACCGCAGUGCCGAAGAAACACAAACGUACAUGAAGCCCAUCUUGGAGAAAUACCUACGACUGGACCAGAACUCUUCACGAUCGACCGAACACGAGAUUCAACGUAAACGCGACCACUAUUCGCAUUGGACUCUCCGCCUCGCCUUUUCCGCAACCGACGACCUUCGUAAGCGCUUCGCAAGACUCGAGACACAACUUUUCCGCCUGAGACUCAACCAGAACGAUGCACGAGAACGCAAGGACUUCAUUCAAAGCCUCAACAUGAGCUGGGAGACGGUAUCCGACGACGAAAAGUCCCGCUUGCUGGACGAUUUGAAGAGUGCCACUGGUGUAUACAAGGGCGAGGAGGAAUCGUGGUUCAAGGUCGACUGGGAGAACGUGCCAGAGCUGGUCGACCAACGGAAAGUCCUUCUCAAGAUGGGCAAGGCCUUUGUCCACAUGCGCGAGCAGACAAGCAUGGUCGUUGGAGAGUUCAGCAGACAGCUCGAGGCCGGCCUCGAGUUGGCCGCUCGUGCUCUGCCGCGUAUGGACGAGGACAACCGCCUCUCGCCCAUCCUCACUCAUCUCUCCAAAUCCUUCGCCUCACCCGACGCCCAGUACAACGCCGAUGCCUCCUCCAUCUCCGACACGACUGUCAUCACUGCCAACAUGAUCGACGCUCUGGCUUCUCACUUCCCUCUUUGCAUGCAGAGUCUCCACCGCGAAUUACGCAAGAACAGCCAUUUGAAGCAUUUCGCCAGACUGCAAUACACCCUCUUCCUGAAGGGCAUUGGUCUCGACAUGAAUGAAUGCAUUGUCUUCUGGAGAAAGAGCUUCAAACUCAUGACCGACGACAAAUUCAAGAAGGAAUAUCUCUACAACAUCCGUCACGCUUAUGGUGAUGUCGGAGGUGACUCCAACAGACGAGGCAGAGGAUACACUCCCUACUCAUGCCAGAAGCUCAUCACCGAUAUCCCGAGCAGCGGCCAAAGCCACGGUUGUCCAUACCGAUGGUUCAGCCAAGACAAUCUCAUGGGCCUCUUACAAGCCACCGGCGUAAACGAUCGCGAAGUCCUCAAGAGCGUCAAGGAGGAUGUCACAAAGACUCGCUACCACAUCGCAUGUAACCGCGUCUUUGAGCAUCAACACAGGAACGAGAUCAAGAAGGUGAAGGAUCAAUCACUAUGGCCCGCCAGUGAGCUCGACACCAUCACACAUCCAAACACAUACUUCAAGCGCAGCUUCAUGCUCAAGAAUUUGAACAAGUUCCAGAACGGUGAUAUUGGAGUGGACGGUCCCUCUCAGACGUCACAGGGUUGA